UCGCGCCAGAGAAAAAGAAAGGGAAAGGCGCUUCGCUUUCGACAGCGGCCUGCGAAUUCGAAGGGGGCAGCGAACCGCGGAGUGCGCUUGGUCGUCGCAGACGAGUGAGGAAGAAGAAGAAGAAACGGACGAAGGCGUUCGAGCGAGAGGGCUCCCCGGCCCGAGAAUCGAGAACGCCGCGACGAGGAAGAAGUGGCGCACAGUCAGUCAAGUCUCUCCCGCCGCCCGAUGCUCCAGCUGAAGAAGAAGAGUCACGCCGCUCGACUGAACGAGUGAAGAUACGGCAACGUGAACUGAAGCGGGUUUUGCGUCUUCUUUCUCUCCGGUGCGGACUACUACUACUGCUGCUGCUACUACUACUAGUGUUAAAGCCUCGGGGCAUCGUUUGUCGGUGAUGGCAUCGUCGUCGAGUCUCAGUCGACGCCGCACGUACCACUACCACGGUUUCUGAGGGAGAUGGCAUCGCCGUGAGGCGCACCCACCGCAAGAUAUGAAAGCGGUCGUGGCACUGCUAGCGGCCUGCUGCCUAGCAGCCAUCUGUGAUGCGGGACACAUAAUCCCGUGGCUACACAUCAGCAAGAGCAUAUUUAUCAAGCCUCCCACACACAGGGUGAAGUACGUGUACAAGGAGAUCCCGAUCUACAAGACCAUCCCGGUGUACAAGACCAUACCCAUAUACAAGGAGGUCAAAGUGGUCAAGGAGGAGCACAAGGACGAGUGGCAAGACGAGCACAAGGAUGAGUGGCAGGACGAGCAGCCCACGUACUCGGGCGGCUGGAAGCAGCAGUCCGGAGGCGGAGGUGGCUGGGCAUCGCCGGGAGGCUGGGAGUCGUCCGGUCCGUGGGAGUCCAAACCAUGGGAAUCAAAGCCAUGGGAAUCUAAGCCUUGGGAAUCUAAGCCUUGGGACUCGGGGCACCCACAGGAAGCGGAAGUGCAUUACGAGGAACCGGAAGUGCACCACGAGGAACCAAAAGUCCACCACGUACACACGGAGCACCACACAGUCAAGCACGUCUCGCUGCGAGACCUGCUGCCCAAGUGGAUCAGCCUCACAGUCGCGCUCCACAAGGACUGAAGGCACCCGCGUAUCACAAUCCAGUCAGAACCCUUCUGGCAGCUCUAUAAGUCAUCGCCAGCCUUUCAGAUGUGUCCGGGGAAAUUCCGGAUGCAGGGAGCUGACGCGUUGACCUGCACGCUCGUCGACAGUGGAAGAAGGGGUUGCAUGUCCGGAAACCGGAGACCAAAGAUGAAAGGAACGCGGAUAGCGACUCCAUCCAAGGAGACAGAUUUGAAGUAUUGAAGUUCUUACGGUGGCGUGCCCGAUGUGCCCAAAAACUGUUGAGUGUGAUCCGUGUUCGCCACAGCCAAACAGACUCGAACAAAGCUGCACAGUGCGGCGAAAGCCGGCGCACGCCAACUUCCUCUCAGUCACUAAAGACUCACCGGCGAACCGGAAGCCGACGACUUCGUAACGACCAAUUAAUUCACUCUUAAGUAUUCGUCAAGUUAAUCUUGAGCCUCAUUGGAGACGAUACUUUCCGCUCUCAAUGCGUUUUAACGAUGCACACAAUGUCAGGUAACGUAACACAAUGAACUGACACCAGGACAAGGGGACGAACCAGUGGUCACCUUGACAUACGUCACGAGAAGGCAAGGGCAAGAGACGUCGCGAUGAACUUCGGUGUAUUUCAAGUGGCUAACCGAAGCUUAGUAAACUGUGAAUGUAGGUAUUCCAUCAACGAAAAAUGAAAAAUAAUAGGGCCUCUCUUAAGCUUGGCAGCAAACAAUGAUGCGAGGAUUAUAGACGAUUAGACGUACUAGAAACAUUUCAGGGCUUUCAGACAAAAAAGCAUUCGCCUAACUCCACGCUUCAAUUCGCGUGAAGUGUGAAUGAUGUGGCUUUAAAAGGUUGUACUUUUGCACCGAAGCACUGUAAUAAUUCCCAAACAGCAGCACAUUCCUCACAUUUUAUUUGUGCACCUUCGGAAUAGAACACUAUGCAACCGCGUACCACGUCUAAAAGAUUAUUAGCCUCUCUCUACCCCAUCAGUAAAACGAAUGCAUGGUCUUGACAUUUCAGUGUGAUAAUGAAGGAAGAAAGACGCCGACACAAAACAAGAAAAAAAUCUAGCUUCGGCUUCGACUUAUAUAUCUCAAUUUCAUGAUGAGUCGCUUAAAGGUACAUUUACUUUUUUUAACAUAUUUUUUCGUUCCAUCAAAGACUGCGCAGGCGCAGUAAAAGAAAUUAUGACUCGCCCUCCGUACUAAAGCUCAAGCCACUACGCACUUUUCUACAACACUUACUCCACUGUGAUAACACCACCCUACUUGGUGAAAGGUUAGUGCUUCUAAUAUUCGCCUAUAUCUGUACCUGACAAGUAGACGCAUUUCACAAGCCUUCGCGCGCUAACAACACAACUGCCACAGCUUUAGAAAGUCCCGAGAACGUGCCACGAAAAACGCUUAUAUAUAGCUUCGCCAAAGUGAUGCCUUAAAGAUAGCCACAGUAUUUAUUGCUAGUUAGUCUGUACACGCUAAUCUCGCUAACUAGACAGUUAUAACGUGCAUUUAAGGGCAGUACGAGUAUACUGCCACGCCAAGCCUUCGCAUGCAGUGUGCGCACGUGUUAAAAGCCUCACUCACGUGAAGCCCCACUGACGUAAAUACAACGACGCGGCAUUUGUAAACUGCAGUAAUGUUUACAUACACCUCAUUAGCAGUCUCCUUACGAAACGUCCAUUGUGUGCGUCUCAAGUUUUUCAAUUCAUUAUCUUGACUAGUCCUUCGCUCACGGUUUUCUGACCGCCCCCUGUGACGUCACUUUUUUUUCCCAUGAACGUGCACGUGUGUAACUAUAUGAAAACGCAGAGCAAUACGGCAAUAAAAUGAUAAUGAAAAACUCG
This is a messenger RNA of Rhipicephalus microplus (southern cattle tick), 2903 nucleotides long. RefSeq lists its product as uncharacterized. Lineage: Eukaryota; Metazoa; Arthropoda; Arachnida; Ixodida; Ixodidae. The record is from RefSeq and is a predicted model, not a curated record.